Molecule: messenger RNA, 836 nt
Organism: Trichomonas vaginalis G3
Lineage: Eukaryota; Parabasalia; Trichomonadida; Trichomonadidae
Exons: 1
Source: RefSeq, a predicted model, not a curated record
AUGGAUAGAAAAUCUGCUAGAAUAAAAGCAGAGUUAGAAAGAUAUGGUUGGAAAGUUUCAAAGAAGUUUAAAUAUAGGAAGGGAAGACCCAUAAAAGUCUAUGACAAAUUGUCUGGUCUUCGCUAUGAAAUGGACUUGGAAACAGCACGCGCAAAUUAUCCAAACAGACUAGAGAGGUUAGAAGAAGAACGUCUUAUGGACAUGCCUUUCGAUGUUAGUGAACCUCAAGUUGAAGGACACGACGGCUUUGCCAGAUUCUACUGGAAACAUGACGAACAAUUGCAUCCUUUGAGAAGGAAAAAAGGAAAAGGUGAAGACGCACAUGCUCCCAUGGAAAGAACAAGAUAUGCAUAUGAAAAGUAUCGUGAAGUUAGAAGUCAAAUUACAUCUGGUCGAACCUUUACAGUAAACUUUGACGAAGGAAAGAACAAAGAAGGCUUCAUGGGAGUACUUGCUGCCAUACAAGACGGAAAUAAGAAAGGAUACAAUCUCAGACUAACCGUAACAGAUUUGGACGGUCACAUUUACUAUGCACAUGGCAAUGUCACAACAGCGCAACUUCUUGACGCUUUCAAGACUACAAAGAGAGAACAAAUGGUUGACUCCGACUCAGACAUUUUGAAUGCAAUUGAAGGAAUUGCAAGUGUAAAAUUUGAAUGGUACCAACCUAACCCUCAAGCAGUCAGACAACAUGCUGGAUACUUCCCGUUCAUAAAUAAGUCUGACAUUGACUUGACAAGGUAUGGAAUUUACAAUUCAAUUGAAACAAUUGUCAAUGAACCUUGUAUUCUUACAUGUCUCAGGAACUCUGGUCUUGUUACAGAUGAGAAGAUGAA